This is a messenger RNA of Paramecium primaurelia, 1652 nucleotides long. NCBI's taxonomy places the organism in Eukaryota, Ciliophora, Oligohymenophorea, Peniculida, Parameciidae. The record is from the annotation of a GenBank genome assembly.
GAUGUAAAAUAACAAUAGAAUGAUCUGGAGGAAAAUUGAUCCAUCAGGUAAAUAGCCAGGAGAUAGGGCAGCUCAUUCCUGUGAUUUAAUUAUGGGAAAACUAUAUAUAUUUGGGGGAUGGAAUGGAAUGAACGCUCUUGCUGACAUUCAUAUUUAUGAUCUAAAUUCAAAUUAAUGGUCAGAAUUAUAAACAAAUGGAGAGUUACCAUCAUAUAGAAAUAAUCACACAACAGCGGUUUGUCAAACAAAAUUAUAUGUUCAUGGAGGUCAUAAUGGAAAUACAUGGCUAGAUGAUCUUUAUUAUUUGGAGACAAAUGGAUAACAUGGUUAGGCUAGUUGGUACAAAGUACAUCCACAAGGUUAAAUACCUACUGCAAGGGCUUGUCAUUCUUUGAAUAUUGUUUCUAAGAAACUCUAUUUAUUUGGUGGUUAUGAUGGUUAAGAAUGCUUUAAUGAGAUAGAAAUAUAUGACAUUUAAGAAAAUCGAUGGAUAUAACCAACUGUGAGUGGAACAAUACCCACAGCUAGAAAUGCGCAUACAAUGACCAGGUAACUAAAUAAUUAUAGUAGAUAUAAGGAAAAUUUGUAUUUGUUUGGUGGUCAUUCUGGAGCAUAACACUUAUAGGAUUUACAUGUAUUCAAUACUUAUAAGUUGGAAUGGACUCAAGUUAUUACCAAAGGGACUUUACCUAAAGGUUUAAGAGGACAUACAGCUAAUUUAAUUUAAAAUAAUAUAUAUGUAUUCGGUGGGUAUGAUGGUUCAGGUAGAUCAAAUGAUCUUUUCAUUUAUAAUUUCUUAACACAAUAGUGGGUUAUUCCUAAUCAUCAUGGAACUGGAACUUAUUUAUAAAUGGAGGAAGUAGCAUUAUCUUAGAUACCCUAACCAAGAUAGAGGCAUUCAGCAACCGCAACAGGUAUUUAUAAUAUCAUUGAAAAUUUUAGAAAAUGAUCUUAUCUAUAUUUUUGGUGGAUUUGAUGGUAACAAAUGGUUGAAUGAUCUUUAUGUAUUGGAUGUUGGAUUAUUAGAAAAUCGUACAAUAUAAGAGGAAAACUAUCAAAGAGUGAUUUCAAAUAUUCAUAAAAGUCUAUUUAAUAAUAAAGAGCUAAGUGACAUAGUAUUUGAAAUAGGUAAUUAAAAGAUAUAUGCUCAUAAAAGUAAUCAUAUAUUAAUUUAUAUAUUUUAGUUUAUUUAGCUGCUUAAUCUCUAUAAUUCAAAGCUCUCUUUUUCUCUGAUACGAAAGAAAGUGAUUAGUAGACAUUUAUUAUAGAAAAUUAUUCUUAUAAAUCCUUCUAUAUUUUUCUACUUUUUGUUUAUACAGGAUUUAUUAAUGUGGCCGAGUUGGAUAUUGAAUCAAUGGGAGAAAUAUUAAGUAAAUUUAAUAAUUAUCUUAGGUUUGGCUGAUUAAUAUUUAAUUGAUGGACUUAAAAAUCUUAUGCAGAAAAGCAUUAAGAAAUAUAUUAGUAAUGAAACUGUUUGUGAUUUAUUAAUCUUUGCAUAAAAAUGUUCUGCUCAUUCACUAAAAAAUGCAUGUAUGAAUCAUUUACUAAAGAAUAUCAAUAUUAUAUCUGAAUCUCCGAAAUAUGAAAAGCUAGAAUUAUAACCCUCCUUACUUACUGAAAUUACGAGAGCAUUACUUUAACAUAAAGAAUGA